AUGCGUCACAAAAAGGACGGCUUCUCUGCCAAAGGCAAGAAACACUCGAAUGCACCCCGCCACCGCCCCACCCCUCAUAACGAAGACGGAGAAGCCCUGAAUCGAAGACCGCCAUUCAAAGCAGCUUGUUGGGAUCUAGAGCACUGCGAUCCAAAAAGAUGCUCCGGGAAAAGACUCAUGCAUUUUGGGCUCAUGCGGGAGCUGUCAGUUGGGCAGAAGUUCCAAGGGGUGGUCAUAUCACCGAAUGCAAAGAAGGUUGUUUCGGCGGUAGAUAAAGAGCUACUGGAACAGUAUGGGGCAGCUGUGGUGGAAUGCUCUUGGGUCAGGAUUAAAGAGGUUCCUUGGGCCAAGAUCGGUGGAAAGUGCGAAAGACUUUUACCAUACCUUGUUGCAGCUAACUCGGUGAACUAUGGACGACCCUGGAGAUUGAACUGCGCAGAAGCCCUUGCAGCUUGCUUCUUCAUCUGCGGACAUGAAGACUGGGCACACGAAGUGCUCGCGCAUUUUUCCUACGGCGAACCCUUCCUUGAAAUCAACGCUCAGCUUCUGAAACGCUAUGCGGCCUGCGCCAAUGAAGAAGAGAUUAAGAAGGCAGAAGAAAUCUGGCUGGCUAAGAUCGAGCGCGAGUACUCAGAAAGCAGAGUCGAGGACGGUGGCACUGGCGGUGAGGACGCAUGGAAAGGAGGCAAUAUGAACCGACGACCUGUGAUCGACUCGGAUGACGAAGAUGAGGAUGAUUCGGACGCUCCGAAGAGCAAUGAUGAGGACGGCGAAGAUGGUGGGGUUGAAGUUGGUGAUCCAUUAGCGAUGUCCGACGAAGAGGAUGACGAAGAAGAAAUGGCUGAGCUUCGACGGCGAGUGCUCGCAUCAAAGCCCUUUUCGAACCCGAGCAUAGAAGACAGGAGACCGCCGGAAAAGAUUACAAGAACGGUGUCUGUUCCAGUCGAUUCAGACUCUGAGUCUGGCUCAGAUUUGGGCGACAAUGAUGCCUUCGACAACAUCAUUGAUGCGACACCAGUUACUGACCGGACCGGUAUCAAUGCCAAACAAAAAAUGCGGAGACAAGAGGAAGCAAGCGCUGUAUUCUCACGUUCUGUGGUAAACGCACCCAAGAAAUGGUAG
Letharia columbiana is the source of this 1122-nucleotide messenger RNA. RefSeq lists its product as uncharacterized. The record is from RefSeq and is a predicted model, not a curated record. Lineage: Eukaryota; Fungi; Ascomycota; Lecanoromycetes; Lecanorales; Parmeliaceae. Bases 1 to 1122 code for a protein of 373 amino acids. The transcript is spliced from 3 exons. Gene Ontology annotation, biological process: maturation of SSU-rRNA. Gene Ontology annotation, molecular function: rRNA small subunit aminocarboxypropyltransferase activity.